This is a messenger RNA of Salvelinus fontinalis (brook trout), 2427 nucleotides long. RefSeq lists its product as uncharacterized. The transcript has 9 exons. Lineage: Eukaryota; Metazoa; Chordata; Actinopteri; Salmoniformes; Salmonidae. Bases 596 to 2107 code for a protein of 503 amino acids. The record is from RefSeq and is a predicted model, not a curated record. Gene Ontology annotation, molecular function: protein binding.
CAGCACCUUCCCCUUCUUUGAUGAUGAUGGUGACAAUAAUAAGGAAUAUCAAUGUGAUUUCCUGCUGGAUCUAUACUCACAUGUGAAGGACUAUGAGACUCAAACAGGCAGGAGUGUCCUUCCAGCAUUACAGACAGUUUACCAGUCAGCUCCUGCAGUCUGGUCCAUAGACCUGUCAGAGAGAAAGGCCUCCCUCCUCCUAGAAGUGCUGAAACUCCAACCAGAGAAGAAACCAGUAGAGCUGAAGGGCUGGUCAGAUGAAGAGAGUGAAGUGAGGAGUUUCCUUCAGUGUCUGUCCUACAUCUCACAGCUGAGCUGUGAUGAUGACAGGUUCUUCCAGACUGUGUGUGAAUCCAUCCCUGUGAGGUCCAGAGAGGAGGACCAGCAGUUGGCCUCUCUCCUCCAGGCCUUGGGCUCCACCGUGUCACUGGGAGGAGAGUUUCCCCGGAAGACCUGCAGGUCUGUGGGGAGAGUCCUGGGUCUCUGUGCCUCCAGAGUGGACCUCACUCUCACCCCCAGCAAGAUCUCUCUCAAAGGAGCCGCACUUCUUUUGAGACAUGAGUCAAAGCUCCACAAGCUCAGACUGAAUCUGGGUAUGGCAGUGAAACUGUCCAGACUGGUUAGGAGGACAGGGAGAGGUUCUACUCUUCUGACUGUCACAGAACUCUCCCUGGUCCUAAAGAGCAGCCAGCCACCAGAGAGAGUGUUAUCCAGGGCUCUGAGUAGUGUGGCUUCCCUGCUGAGACUCUGGAGGGUUCAGUGUCUGGACCUGACUGACUUCUGGAUCCAGGGUCACUCUCUCAUCACACUGCUGUGUCACCAGGGACCUCUCUCUCUCAGACUGAACUCAGACACUCUGCAGCACCUGACUGUAGUUGUGUAUGAAGCUCAGGACAAGGACUUGACACAGUGGUUCCUGGAGAAGGUUGGUGGAGACCUGACCUCCUGCAGGCUGGACUGGGAAGUGCUUCUCUCUCUGCUGCAGCAUUCAACCCACAACAUCACUGUGGACCUCAGGAAGAACCGGCUUCUAGAGAAGAACAUCUCAGAUCUUCUCCCCUUUCUGGGAAGGGUUACUCUCAAGAGGUCCAGUUCCAGCUUUGUAAAGUCCUCCAUCAGACACAUCUAUGACAGUAGAGACAGUGACUGUGUGUCCAGUUUGUUGAGGUCUUCAGACCAUUGGAUCAACCUGAACAGCAGAGAGCUGGACAGAGUGGACUGUUCUGCUCUGUGUUUUACCCUGCAGCACAGCCACCAAGUCAAAGUCAACCUGCUGUGGACCUCCAUACCACCGGGGGAGAUAGAGAGCAUCCUGCCUCUUCUGGACAGAGUCUCCCAACUCAGUGUUGACAGGAAGUUACUACUGAGUUUCCUCCAGUGCUGUGCUGCCUCUCAGAUCCAGCAGGGGGCACCACCACCACCACCAACAGCAGUAUGGCUGCUCAGGUCUCUGCACUACAGGCUGGACUUCUCCUGCUCCUCCUCUGUGGACCUGUCAGCUCAGGACCAGGAGAAGGCUCUGUGUCUGACCACUGACCACUGCAGGGCCAUCAACUCUGUUCUGAGGCAGAACCAACACAGCACCCAGCUGGUCCAGAACCAGGUCCAACUCAUCCUAAGAGACUGUGAGGUGGAGGACAGAGCACUGAGGGAGCUGCUUCCCAUCCUGCAUAUUGUCAAGCUGAGCCCCAGCAAAGCUCUGCUACUUCAGCUGCUGGACCUUGUGUGUGAGGGGAUUGAAGAGGGGCUGCUGAGGCAUGCAGAGUCCCUGUGCAGAGCCCUGGAUGGGGAGCUGGACCUCAGUGAGACCAGGCUGGACCAGAAGGCCUGUGGAUCUCUGGCCCUGGUUCUGGAACACUCAGAGGGUCUGUCAGAACUGGACCUCAGCCACUGUCAACUCACAGACCACCACCUACAGUCCCUGAUCACACACCUGCAUAAAGUACAAGUCCUGGACCUUAGUCACAAUGACAUCACUGAUGCUCUGACUGACAAAAUACUCCAACUGGUCUCUACCAACACUUCAAUACACACCGUACGACUCUUCAACAACAGAAUCCAGGACAGAAGACCCUUCUUGACAGACAAGAGGUUUGACAUCUGGUGAAACAACAUCAGGUCUUAGUCCAGGAAGAGAAGGCUGAAUCCAGGACAGAAGACCCUUCCUGACAGACAAGAGGUUUGACAUCUGGUGAAACAACAUCAGGUCUUAGUCCAGGAAGAGAAGGCUGAAUCCAGGACAGAAGACCCUUCCUGACAGACAAGAGGUUUGACAUCUGGUGACGAUAAUGUUGUAUAAUAACACUAUAAUGUGUCAAUGUAGAAGGCUGGUUUGAGAUCUGGUGAAGAUAAUGUUGUGGAACAUAAACUGAUGGAACAUUUUAACCUGUCUAGGAUCAGCGUGGCGCUAGCGGCACAACCCCCCCC